AGGACUUAUUCACAUUUUUGAUAAGUGCCUAUUCUAAAAAAACAAACAAAAUAACUUACCAAAAAAAAAUUGUCAUAGAUUAAAAUAAGACUGUAAACAUAGUAAUAAAAAGCAAGUAAAAGAAAACCCGUGUCAGUUAAAUGUCUUAGCACGCAUUCUUGGGUUUAUACGGGCGAUGACUUGACAAUAUUUUAAGUGUUAUAGAUACGAAUUUACGAAACAAAGGCGAUUGUCAUACACGCAAAACAGUAUGUAUACAGUAUGAUCGAACAAGCUCAAGAACUCUCCUAAAUUCUGACUAUUUUUUUUUGAUGGCCCCGAAGAUGGGCAUAUCGCACUGUCCGUCGCGCUGUCCGUCCGUCUGUCCGUCUGUCCGUGACACGUUGGGAUUAGGUUUUUUACCCCUGUGACCUUGACCUUGAACUUAGGGUCUGCGUUUAGGUUUCGAAAUCUGCGUUUAGGUUUCGAAAAAUGAUCAUAACUUCUAUGUCCCUUGACAUAUAACCUUCAUAUUUGGUAUGCAUGUGUAUAUGGACAAUGCCUUUCCAUACACACAACAUAUUUUACCCCUGUGACCUUGACCUUGAACUAAGGGUCCGCUUUUAGGUUUUGAAAUCUGCGUUUAGGUUUCGAAAAAUGCUCAUAACUUCUAUGUCCCUUGAGAUAUAACCCUCAUAUUUGGUAUGCAUGUGUAUAUGAACAAGGCAUUUCCAUACGCACACAAAUUGUUACCCCUGUGACCUUGACCUUGAACUUAGGGUCCGCGUUUAGGUUUCGAAAUCUGCGUUUAGGUUUUGAAAAAUGCUCAUAACUUCUAUGUCCCUUGAGAUAUAACCUUCAUAUUUGGUAUGCAUGUGUAUAUGGACAAGGCCUUUCCAUACGCACAAACAUUUUGACCCCUGUGACCUAGACCAUCAACUUAGGGUCCGCGUUUAGUUUUAAUUGUGCUAAGGCUCCGUUGAUAUAUACGUUUUUUGAGCAAUGUAUCUCGUGAUUGACAUAUUGAGGAUCGGGUAAAAAGACAAAUGUACAAUUUACUGUUUUAACGGAGAGGCUACCUCUUCGUUUAACUGCCAUGUUUAAAUGAAUGUAUACCUUAUGUGUUAUCAAACCAGCAUUUUUCAUGAAAACACAUUUUUGUGUACGGUCUAAUUUGUUUUGCGUGUUCCUGACUAUACGUGAUCAUUUUCAUUACUUUUCAGGGAACGAGAAAACUAAAGUGCUGUUACACGGAUUCCGGUUUCAUUACUUUAGAUUCAGUUUCCGGACAGUGGUUCGCUUCUGAUUGUGUACGAGUUUGGCCGAUACUAAAAAACCUGUAUUUUGCCACCUUACAUAGGAAACAGAUAUAACAGGGAACGAGGAUACUAAAGUGAUGUUACACGGAUCCCGGUUUCAUUACUUUAGGUUCAGUUUCCGGACAGUGGUUCGCUCCUUCUUGUGUACGAGCUUAGCCGAGACUAAAAAAUCCUGUAUUGUGCCACCUUGCAGUGGAAACAGAUAUAACAGGAAACGAGGAUACUAAAGUGAUGUUACACGGAUCCCGGUUUCAUUACUUUAGGUUCAAUUUCCGGACAGUGGUUCGCUCCUGCUUGUGUACGAGCUAAGCCGAGACUAAAAAAAUCCUGUAUUGUGCCACCUUGCAGUGGAAACAGAUAUAACAGGAAACUUGGAAACUAAAGUGCUGUUACACGGAUCCCGGUUUUAUUACUUUAGGUUCAGUUUCCGGACAGUGGUUUGCUCCUGCUAGUGUACGAGUUUUGCCGAGACUAAACAACUGUAUUUUGCCACCUUACAGUGGAAACAGAUAUAACAGGGAACGAGGAAACUAAAGUGAUGUUACACGGAUCCCGGUUUCAUUACUUUAGGUUCAGUUUCCGGACAGUGGUUCGCUUCUGAUUGUGUACGAGUUUGGCCGAUACUAAAAAGACUAAAUUUUGCCACCUUACAUAGGAAACAUAUACAGCAGGGAACGAGGAAACUAAAGUGAUGUUACACGGAUCCCGGUUUCAUUACUUUAGGUUCAGUUUCCGGACAGUGGUUCGCUUCUGAUUGUGUACGAGUUUGGCCGAUACUAAAAAGACUAAAUUUUGCCACCUUACAUAGGAAACAUAUACAGCAGGGAACGAGGAAACUAAAGUGCUGUUACACGGAUCCCGGUUUCUUAAGAUUCAUUGAAGAUAAUUUUGGUUCACUAAGUACGAUGGACACGAGAAGGAUAAAGUUCACUCCGUCUAAACACACGAUGGAAACGAGAAAGAUAAAGUUUACUCCGACCAAAGACAUUUCGCAAACAUAUGAUAACAAUGACUGGAAGAAAUACAUACUGGAAGAAAAGGAUCCACCUGGAUUCACGGUUAAGACAGUAAAUGAUUACAUUGGCAAAGGUGUGUUUGUGAUCGAUAAAAAACCAAAAGGAUCGUUUUUAUUUGAGUACGCAGGUGAACUUAUUUCCAAAGCAGAAGCUCUCCAUCGCGAAAAGAAAUACCCAAGGCAUCUAGGAUCGUAUCUGUUCUUUUUCAAGAGCGGAACCAAAGAGUUUUGUGUUGAUGCAACUUUCUCAAAACAGUUGGGUCGUUUUGUAAACGAUGGGAUUGGGAGUACAAAAAAUGCAGAGCUCCGUGUCGUUAUUCUCCACCACAAACCUCACUUAUGCAUUUUUGCAACACGACAUUUACAUCCAGGAGAAGAGAUUCGUUUCAAUUACGGUGUAAACAACUUACCAUGGAGACUUGAGAACUCAAUCACAUCUUCAAUUGGACAAGUUGGUCUGACUCGCAAGAAACACAAUGACACAAAGAACAACAGAGUUAACAUGAUAAGCAGUGUCGGUGCUGAAACUUGCACCGACAUUAAUACAAUGACAGAAACAGGACAACAAUAUCUUAAAACGGACGGAAAUAAAGGGAACAAGCGCAAGUUUAAUCUUGGAAGUAAUGAUGCCUGUGCGCUUGACUCAACAAUAUGCCAGACAACCAAUGUAAACAAAGUUACCACAAAAAAAGACAAAACUAGCCUUUUAGAUACAGAUGGUUAUAAUGAAGAAUUGUACGCAACUCCUUUAAGCAGUAUUUCAAGCCAGAUGGAAAACGUCAAUCAAGUUUCGGCAAAUCACGGAGGUCUUUGUGUCAACAACACAGAGUCCAGAUUAUAUCAGUGCAAUACCGUGGAGAAAAUACAUAAUGACGUUUCUGAUGAUGGAAGCAUUACAUUGAUGGUGACAAGCAAUAGCGAUAAAGUACCCGAAUCCACAUCUACACAUCUGAAUCAGACCUCAAGCAAAGCAAUUGCACACGGAGGAACACACAUUCAAACUUCAAUAACGAAAACUGGAGAAGAGUCCAGAUUAUAUCAGUGCUAUACCGUGGAGCAAAUACAUAAUGACGUUUCUGAUGAUGGAAGCAUAACAUUGAUGGUGACAAGCAAAAGCGAUAAUGUACCCGAAUCCACAUCUACGCAUCUAAAUCAGACCUCAAGCAAAGCGAUUGCACACGGAGGAGCUCACAUUAAAACUUCAAUAACGAAAACUGGAGAAGAGUCCAGAUUAUAUCAGUGCAAUGCCGUGGAGCAAAUACAUAAUGACGUUUCUGAUGAUGAGAGCAUUACAUUAAUGGUAACAAGCGAAAGCGAUAAUGUACCCGAAUCCACAUCUACACAUCUAAAUCAGACCUCAAGCAAAGCGAUUGCACACAGAGGAGCUCACUUUGAAACUUCAAUAACGAAAACUGGAGAAGGCCCUUCUUCAGUAGACAGCGGUGUCAAUGGUAUCAUGGGUGCAGCCAGUGAGCUGAAACAAGGCAGUGUGAUGGACAUUUUAGGGGGUUUCUCAUCAUCAAAGCCUUCAUGUACGGGCAGUUCUCAAACUGCAAGUGAAAAGACAUUUACUGCGACCCUGAUAUCUGUGCCUGGUAUUGGGUCUAAGUCUGACUUGGGUGAAAGUGUAGUCAGCAAUACUGCAGAAACAAAGUCCAGAUUAUAUCAGUGCAAUGCCGUGGAGCAAAUACAUAAUGACGUUUCUGAUGAUGGAAGCAUUACAUUGAUGGUGACAAGCACAAGCGAUUAUGUACCAGAAUCCACCUCUACACAUCUAAAUCAAACCUCAAGCAAAGCAAUUGAACACAGAGGAACACGCAUUCAAUCUUCAACAACGAAAACUCGAAAAGGGAAGCCAAAACGACCCUGUCCAUUUUGUGGAUUUUUUUCGUCGAAAUUACCCGAUCAUAUGAAAAGUCAACAUAAGACUGAGAAGGAAGUAAUUGAAGCAAUGAAAUUACCUAAAAAGGAACAAGCUAAUGCGUUUGCCGACUUAAGAAAAAAGGGUAUAUACCUUGAGAAUAUGAAACAAAUAAGAAAUGGAAGUAAAACUAAUUUAAUUCGAGAAAGACAACAAGGGAAUGAUGAUAUUGUAUCAUGCUCAGUUUGUAAAGCUUUUUUAUCGAAAACAUCAUUUUACAAACACAAGAAAAUAUGUCAAACUGCAGACAAAGAAACAAUAUCGAGCGCAAUAAAUGUGACGGUACUCCAAGAAAACAAAGGCGGAAAGUAUGUUGAAUACACGGCACAAGUAUUGAGUCGAUUUCGAGACAAUGAUGUCGGAAACAUGUGUCGAUCAGAACAACAUAUCAUUGAAUUCGGCUUCCACCAAUACAUAGCCAAAGGAUCUAAACACAACAAAGAGGCAGAAAAGAAAAAAUCACUGAUGACAAUGCUCAGGCAGAUUGCCAAGUUAUUUUUGGAUUUCAAGGACACUUACAAACAUCGAACGAAAAAAGACUGCAUUUCUAUAACAGAAAUGUUCAUAAGAGACAAUUUUGAAUAUUUGAAAGAAGUUUUACAAUGUCGAAAGGACUCCGCAAAUGAUUUGAACUUAUCUCUGGGAUAUGCAAUGAAGAAGUUUGCCAAGUUUUUACAUGACAAAUACACUACCGUGGGCAAAGAUGAACAAGCGAAUGAACACAUGAAAUUCCACCAUAUACUGACACACAAUUGGCCCAUUUUAUUCGGAGAAAUGGAAUAUCAAGCAGUUAUAGCUCGCACUAACACGCGAAAACCAAAAGAGUUACCUGAAGAGGAAGAUGUGAAAAUACUAAUGAAUUAUAUGCAAAACCAAAUAACGGAACUUACAUCAGACAGGUACAAGUUUACGUCUAGCGACGAAUUUGCAACUCUAAGGAAUGUGCUAUUAUGUCGUGUUACAUUAUUUAAUGCUAGAAGAGGGGGUGAACCCAGUAGAUUAACUCUCCAACAAUGGGCAGAAGCGGAGAAUGGAGAUUGGGUAGGCAAUUUUGAGGACUCGGGCUUAUUAGACGAGGACCGUGAAAUACUCAAAACCAUGAAAGUUGCUUACCAAACAGGGAAAAGGGACGAUAGUCUGGUCCCUGUUCUUUUUCCAGAUGAUACAAUCACUGGGUUAAGGAUGAUUGCUGAUCCUGAGAUAAGGAAAGAUGGGGGAGUUAAUAAAUAUAAUAAAUUUCUCUUUCCAUCUACCAAUUUGUCAGACAAACAUGUUAAUGGAUCUGACAGUAUACGGGCUGUAUGCACAAAAGCUGGUGUAAACACAAUAACAGCGACAAAAUUUCGCCAUAGAGUUUCAACCAAAUAUGCACAAAUUGAAACUAAUAAACAGCACAGAGAUGCCUUUUUCCGGCACAUGGGACAUAGUGAUAGCAUCAAUAGAAACGUGUACCAGUGUCCUCCAGCUGUUAUUGAAGUUACGAAAGUUGGACGAUUCCUUCAAAACAUUGACUCAGAAGCAAAAAAUGGCCGAUGUAAUCAAGAAAUCGAUUCACAGAGCAAAGUCUCAGGAUCACACAACGAUUCCGCUGGGAUACACGUAGCCGUUGCUUCAAAAUUAAAAGGAUCCGAUCAUUCAGAAUUAAGCAGUUCACAACUGAGUGCAUUGGACGACGCUGACAUCUCAACUUCCCUCGUUCCCCGUGUUGAAGAACAUGCAGAUGAAAACUCUUGUCACGAAUUGUGCAAAGACAAUGAUGCUGAUCGUGUAUUGCCAAAGCCGACAACGGAUAAUGAUAGCGUUCCAAAAAGACAGUGUCUGAGCUCGAUUGCAGUCAUUGCAACUCCAGUUAAUGAUAACACUGUUCGACGGUGCAACAAAUUAGCACUAAUUAAAGCUAUUCCACGGUUAGGACAGGGUCGAAACUCAGCUCCAGCCAAUACUAAAUAUUCGGUUCUGAAAAAUUGUUACCCUGUUCCUGUUGAAUAUGAUGCUCGUGUAAUCUUGGAGAAGAUUUCAAUUCCAGCUAAUGAAUACGUUAGGAUAAAAGUGGGCCAGAAAUGGAACUCGACAAAUAUAAAUGCAAGCAACGGGAAAGUCAAAGACCAGAAUUCAAAACGCGUCCAACCUUCCGUUCGUAUACUAAAAGGUGAAUCUCAAAAUAAUGUUUGUGUAAAACAGACCGAUAAUGUCCCUGAAGUUGAUGCUUUUGUUCGUACGCAACAGAGUCAGGACCUUUCCAGAAUAGGGAGUGUUGUUCGGGUGCAACAAGAGAAGCAAUCGACUGCAGUGCAAGAUAUCGUUGGGGUUAGGUUGAAAAACUCAGCUCCUGUUGGUAAUGUAUUCCAUUUAUCCAACAGUCACAACACAGCCCUAGAAAAUCGAGCGAUGCUUCGUAAACCUUCUGCUUCCGUUAAUGACGCGUUUCAAGAUACAAUGCGACAGGAUGGAAACAGGACACCUGCUGAUAAUAAUCAGAAAAAUAAUUCAGACAAGGGAUCUACCCAAGUAGAACGUACUUGGAACACUCUCUGCCGAAAGGAAAGACGAUAUACCGUAUGGAGAAAUGAAGAUACACAACGCCUGAACAACUAUUUCUCCAGAACAGUGCAUGAUAUUUCAAGAUGGGACCCGAAAGGAAAUUUACCAGGAUACGCUGAGAUUCGAAAAUUCAUCAACUGUAACCCUGAUAUACACGCAGACAUACCACUGGCGGAACGAUUGAAAGUAAUACAUGCAAAAUUAUUUAAUGAAAGAAACAAAUCCAGGAGAAUGGCGAAACGAUAUUCAACACAAAUGAAAUGACAUGUGCAGUUUUAAAUAUUUGUAUGACGUAUUUAUAUAUACGCUCAUUUACGCAAGAAUGUGUUGAUUUGAAGAUAAAAAACAACAACAAAAGGAGCUAACGACUUCUUAGGCGGUGUGUUAGGUAUGUUCUGUUAUAAAUAUGAACAAUAAUGUAGUAAUCUUUGUAGGAUACGCUGAGAUUCGAAAAUUCAUCAACUGUAACCCUGAUAUACACGCAGACAUACCACUGGCGGAACGAUUGAAAGUAAUACAUGCACAAUUAUUUAAUGAAAGAAACACAUCCAGGAGAAUGGCGAAACGA
Dreissena polymorpha is the source of this 7343-nucleotide messenger RNA. RefSeq lists its product as uncharacterized. Gene Ontology annotation, molecular function: protein binding. The transcript has 32 exons. The record is from RefSeq and is a predicted model, not a curated record. Lineage: Eukaryota; Metazoa; Mollusca; Bivalvia; Myida; Dreissenidae. The coding region runs from base 2204 to 7039 and encodes 1611 amino acids.